AUGGCCUGGGCAUUAUUUUCGGGCCGCUCUCUGCUGACGCGGCGCUCGGACGUGCGGCUGGACACGGAGCGGGAGCUGCGCCGGGCUCUGGAGAACCGCGUGCUGCUGCUGCUGUUCUCGGCCCGGCGCUGCCCGCGCUGCCGCGGGUUCGAGCCCCGGCUCCGCCGCUUCUGGAGCCGCCUCACCGACCCCGCGCACGUGGAGCGGCCCGAGCAGGUGAGCCUGGUGUACCUGGGCAUGGACAGGUGCGAGCAGGAACACCGCGACUACGUCAGGAACAUGCCCCGAGGAUGGAUGGCGCUGCCCUACGGGGAUGAGCUGGGCAGGGAGCUCCAGCUCCGUUUCGGGGUGUCGGAGCCGCCGGCCGUGGUGGUGCUGGACCCCGGCGGAUCCGUCCUGGCGGGAAACGCCGUGCGGGAAAUCCGCGACUCCGGAGCCUCCUGCUUCCGCGGCUGGCGGGAAGCGGCCGAGCUGCUGGACAGAAACUUCCAGGAGCCGCAGGAGGCCGAAGGCUCCGUCCGGCGCAGCCUGACUGAGCCACUGAGGAGACUCAAGUACCGAAUGAGGGAGGAGGAGGAGGAGGAGGAGGAGGAGGGGGGGAAGGAGGAAGAGGAAGGGGAGUAG
This is a messenger RNA of Pseudopodoces humilis (Tibetan ground-tit), 624 nucleotides long. The record is from RefSeq and is a predicted model, not a curated record. Lineage: Eukaryota; Metazoa; Chordata; Aves; Passeriformes; Paridae.